Molecule: messenger RNA, 3528 nt
Organism: Eimeria acervulina
Lineage: Eukaryota; Apicomplexa; Conoidasida; Eucoccidiorida; Eimeriidae
Exons: 2
Coding region: 1-3528 (1175 amino acids)
Biological process (GO): regulation of transcription by RNA polymerase II
Cellular component (GO): nucleus; SWI/SNF complex
Molecular function (GO): transcription coregulator activity
Source: RefSeq, a predicted model, not a curated record
AUGUUGUUUAAAAAGUUGUUGCAAUAUGAAGACAAGAGGGCAGCAGCUGUUUCUUAUGCAGCACCUGCUGCAGCAGAAGCAGCACCUGUUGCAGCAGAUGCAGCAGCAGAAGCAGCAGCAGAAGCAGCACCUGUUGCAGCAGAUGCAGCAGCAGAAACAGCACCUGCUGCAGCACAUGCAGCAGCAGGAGCACCACCUGUUGCAGCAGAUGCAGCAGCAGGAGCAGCAGGAGCAGCAGUAGCAGGAGCAGCAAAAGCAGCAGCAGAAGCAGCAGCAGCAACAGCACCAGAAUGCAAGUGUAUAUAUCUCGCAGGCAGCAGCAGCUGCGGUGUACAGACACCAGAAGAUAUUCUCAAGCUGCUGCACAUAAUCGAUGCACAGCAACUUGCAGCUGUACGGCAGCUGAAAGAGGCAGCAGCAGAAGCAGCAGCAGCAACAACAACGGCUGCAACAGCAGCAGCAGCAGCAACAGCAGCUACAAUGGUAGCAACGGCAGCGGUACCAGUAGCAACACCAGCAGCAGCAACACCAGCACCAGCAGCAGCAGCACCUGCAGCAGCAGCAGCAGCAGCAACAGCAGCACCUGCAGCAGCAGCCGCUGCUGCUGCUGCUUCUGCUGCUGUUGCCCACGCGAGGGCCGCUGUUGCAAGAGUUCGCCGCCUGGGGGACCUCCGGGCUCAUGUGCAGCGAACAGCUGCGCGACUGCAGCGGCUGCAGCAGCAGCAGCAACAGCAGCAGCAGGAGCAGCCCUUAGCAGCAGACAGUACCCCAAGGAGGGAAAGCAGCAAUUCAAUGCCUGCUGCUGCUGCUGCUGCUCCUUAUUGCCCGCUGCCUCCUCCCGUAGCUGCUCAACUGCAAGCUGCUGCAGAUUGCAUGCAAACUGCAGCAAAAGCCCUCCCUCUCCACCACUUGCUGCUGCUGUGCUGCGACUUUGCGCAGCUGCGCUGCUGCUCGCCUUCACUAGGGUCGGCAGCGCUGCAGCGCCUGCUGCUGCUGCUGCAGCAGCAGCAGCAGCCACAAGAACCGGCCGGGAUCAGAGCGCAAGAGGCCGCUUUGGGUUUGCAGCUAGCUGCUUUGCUGCUGCAGCAGAGCGUUGCUGAGGGAGCAGCAGCAGCAGCAGCAGGUGUCCAGCAGCAGCAGCAGCAGCAGCAGGUGCUGUCGGGUGUCUGUAGAGACAGGCAGCAGCUUGCUGCAGCAACAGAUGUACUGUCUGCAGAUGUUUCUUCUUCUAUUUUUGCCUCCUUUGACGAAUUAAACAACUCAUUAGAAAGGAAGCGGGGGGCCUCUACGGCCGUAGCUGCAGGUGCAGCAGCAGCAGCAGCACCAGAACCAGCACCAGCAGCAGCAGCAGGAGCAGCAGCAGCGCGGGUGGAGGGGCCCUUGUUACGGCUGUCUCUGUCUGUCAGUGUGCAGCUGCUGCAGCUGCUGGCAUGCAACAAAACCUUGAUAAGAAACCUUUCGCUGCUGUCUUGUGUACGUACAGCUCAAGCUUGUGUGCUGCUCUCUACGCAAGAAGGCAUCAGCAGCAGCUGCAUGCCUCUGCAGCAGCAGCAGCCAGCCCCCGAGGUGUUUGCUGCUGCUGCCAGUCUCCAGCCGUUUGCCUUGCGCGCUGCUGCACCGUAUGCACCUGUUGCUGCUGCUGCUGUUGUGGAUCCCGCAUGCAAGAACGAAGCUUUGCAUGCAUUGACAUGCCCCACAACCUCCUUAGCUUCUCAGCCCCAUCAGGGUGUAAGGGGGCCCCCCUGUGGGGCCCCCACUGCUUCUGGGCGCACGCAGCAGCUGCAUGCAACUGCCAACUUCGGUGCAGCAAACCGUCUUGCUGCAGCAGCUCUGCUGCGGCGCAUGCAGCAGCUGCUGGCUCCCAGAGUAGCAACGCUGUUGCUGAAAGAAGCAGCAGCACGGAAGGGGCCCCCUAAGACUCAACUUGAAGAGCAGGGGCCCCACAAGGGGGUAAACAGCCUCAUAGGGGCUGCAAUGGCUGCUGCUGUCAAAGCAGCACCCACGCACUCUACUCGCAAAAGACUGCUGCUGCUGCUGCUGCGUAGCCUGCAGCAGCAGCAGCAGCAGCAGCAGCAACAGCUGCAGCAGCACUUGCAGCUGCAGCAGCAGCAGUUGUGUGGCCCAGAUUUUGAUAAGGAGUUCUCUGGGGUCCCUGCUACUCCCCGCCAACACUCACGCCGCAUGCAAAAGGCUGCUUCUGCUGCUGCUGCUGCUGCUGCGCCGCCUGCAGCAGCAGCAGCAGCAACAGCAACAGCAGCAGCAUCAAGGAGGGGUACAGGUGUGCAGAUGAGCGCAGCAUCUCUCGCCGUUAUCUGUCGUUCUCUUGCUGCUUCCGGCCUUAGUUUAGAUAGAGGGGGCCUCAGUUUUCUAUUGGAGUGUAUUGUUGCUUCUCUCUCUUCGAGUGCAAGCCUUAAAGGAGAGUGGAGUUUCAGGGGUUUGUUUGGGUCUAGGGAGGGGGGAGGAAGCAGCAAGGGAAGCAGCAAGGACAGUGCUGCUGCCGCCUUUUCUGCUGCAGCAGCUGCAGCUGCAACCCCUUUGUGCAGCACCGCAGCAGCUCAUGCCCAUUCUGCUACUGGCAGCUGCCAUGCAGAUGCAGCAACAGCAGCACCAGCAACAGCUGCUAGCAGCUGUCCUGCAGCAGCAGCAGCAGGAGCAGUUGCAGCACCAGCAGCAGCAGCAGUAUCAACUGCUUUUGCUGAGGCAGUUGCAGCUUAUGGGAGCUGGUGCACUGUGUUCUGGGCUGCUGCAAAGGUCCUUAAAGCCUCGUGCGUGUCUGUACAGCCGAGGGAUCCUUUGUAUUUAAAUCUGCAGAAGCUGCUAGUGCAGCAGCUGCUGCUGCCUCUGGUAGCGACCCUAGCUGCUGCUGAGCCUGCAGAUGCAGGACAAAUAGCAGAAGGGCUUCGUUUGCUGUUGCUGCUUGAUCUGAAGGUAGCAGCAAACGCAUCUCGGAGCGAAGGAAGCUGGGAAGCUCGCAGCUGCCCUCUUUUGCUGCGGCAACGGCUGCUGCAGGUUGAGCAGCUGCUGCAGGCUGUGCAGGCAAUCGCCAGCCACUUCAUGCAGCAUCAUGCACGUUUCAGCAAGAUAGAGGUAUUGAAUGUGCUGCGGAUGCUUGUACAGCUGGAUCUGCUCCCGUACAUUGACGGCACAAUAACCCUUCAAGGAGAUGAAUACAGCAGCAAAAGUAAUGCAGCAAGUUCUCGUACAGCAGCUAGAGGCGCAAGCCUCUCGCCUAUAUCGGUAUCCGCUUUCCUGCGUUGUGCACUUGGGCAGUAUCUGAAGCUGAGCAGGGAUCAGCGUUUUUCUGCGCAAUCUGCAACAGGCGCAUGCAGCGAGCAGCAUCGGCUAAGGAGUGGUUGUGAGUUGGAAGCCUCUUCUUCAUUAGAUUCCUUUGCUCAAGGUUUGCUACUUACUGUAGCGCUGAAAUACCCAGAGGAUAUGCAAAGACUGCCGAAAACACUCACUAAAGGCGUGCUGAAACAGGCAGGUGUUACGCAGCUCUCCCAGUGCAGAUGGAGGGCAUUGCCUUAG